Molecule: messenger RNA, 4209 nt
Organism: Hemicordylus capensis (graceful crag lizard)
Lineage: Eukaryota; Metazoa; Chordata; Lepidosauria; Squamata; Cordylidae
Gene: RBM41
Product: RNA binding motif protein 41
Exons: 9
Coding region: 55-1431 (458 amino acids)
Biological process (GO): mRNA splicing, via spliceosome
Cellular component (GO): U12-type spliceosomal complex
Molecular function (GO): pre-mRNA intronic binding; U12 snRNA binding
Source: RefSeq, a predicted model, not a curated record
UGGGAGCUGCAGUCCGAGGCUGCGCGACUCUCCCCGGCGGUGGCAACGACAGUUAUGAGAAGGGUCAACAGCAGCCUCAGUGGGGAUGAUCUCCUCCUGGAGGACCUGGAGACGGAAGGAGAGCGGCAGCUCAAGAGCCUCCUUCAUCACCAGCUGGACACGUCCGUCUCCAUCGAGCAGUGCGUCUCCAAGCGCCGCCGCUUUGCACCUGCAGCAGUUUACAAGCCCUUUGGAGAGGAAGCUGCCGGGACCCGCACCUUGCCUCAGUUCCAGGCCCUGCAGGAGAGCAGCAAAGAGGCAGCCUCUCUGCGGGAGCUGGGCCUCUCCGACGCCGAGAUCCACCUCUGGAGGAAUCGGGCUGCGGCAGAGAAGAGCUCUGGGCUGGGGGCAGCCCCUGAAGCCCUGCAGGACAGGAUAGAGGCCAUCCAGGCAAAGAUUGCUGAGCGCCAGCAGAUCCUCUCCUUGCCCCAGCGGUUUGCUGGCAGCAAGCAACUGAGCCGGCGUGAGAUGGAGAUUGAGAAGGCCCUCUUCCAGGGCACAGACCGCCACUCCUUCCUCCGGGUGCUCUAUCACCAAGAUGAGGCAAAGCAGAAGGCCGGCCACGAGAAGGACCCCAUGGCUCACUUGGAGGCGGUUUAUCAAGAAAUGCUCCACCCAGAGGUGCAAGGCUUCUGCCAGCCAGCCUCCCACAGCACGCCGGGCCCCUCUUCCUCUGUGGCCCCCAGCACCCCCACAGCAGACCAGAGCCCACCCCAGCCCCCUCCUUCAGGAUCUCUGACGGUGACGGAGCCAGUGGGGUUUAUCCCGGAAGAGGAGAUUCAAAGGAACCGUCUCUCGGAGGGGGAAAUCCGCCAGCUCCCCAGGUUUUCUUCCUAUCACCCAGGACAGCCAAGUGAGGUGCUGUACUUGAAGAACCUCAGCCCUCGUGUGACGGUGAAGGACCUGGUGUCCUUGUUUGCCAGGUACCAGGAAGAAGAUGGCCCCCAGGUCCAGUUCCGGUUGCUGAGCGGGCGCAUGAGAGGGCAGGCCUUCCUCACCUUCCCCAACCUGCUGCCGCCUUGUGGAGACCAUGGCUGCAUCAGAAGAGCCCUGCCAGGGAUGGAGAGGACAAAAGGCCCAGCAAGGAGCUCGCGCCCUUCCGGCACCCUGUCAGACUCUGCUGGCCUCGAUCCAGGGCCUUUGACUACCUCUACGCUGAGGGCAAGGAGCUGCUGGAGAACUUCCCUGUGCAGGCGACCAUCAACCUCUACGAGGACUCUGAGGAGUCAGCCAGUGACUGGGAGGAGGAGGAGGAGGAGGAACCAGAGCAGAGGGCUGGAGCAACCCCUUUGCCUCCGGGGGUUAGUCAGGUUCCCCUCCAUGAAGAACCAGGCCCCAUCAGACUCAACAACACUGUCUGAAGUGACCUCGUCCCACUGGGCAAUACUAUGACCACAGCAGCCCCCUUCGCUGCUCACCCAUUGGCUGAGCACUUCUGGGGCAUCUUGUGCCCAAAGAAGCAUCUUUGGCUGGUCUCCUGCAGGAGGAGGGAGGCACCUCAGGCACAAACAUCAGGGCAGGCAGAUGAUCCUCAAGCAAAGAAGUGGGGCGAUGGGGCAACCCCUCCGGCUUGUGUCUUGAAGAAGAGAACCCGGCUAAGGGGUCUGCCCCUCUCCUGAGUCAGCACCAGCUGCAAGGAGUUGACCCAACCUCUGUGGCCAGGCCGAAGCAGAUCUCCCUUCUGUGGAGGAGGAGGAGGAGGAGGAGGAGGAGGAGGAGGAGGAGCAGGAGGAGCAGGAGGAGCAGUUGGGUGGUUUCCAGAUUAAACCCUGCAACGGGGUAAAAUGCUUCAGCUCGGCAGGAUCUUACUGAAAAUGAUCCCCAGAAUCUCAAACUCCUGCCACUGGAAAACACAGCUACUUGUUUUUGAUGCACAUGCAAUGUUGUAGCACUAUCUGCUGUCAGUGCAGGGACUGUGGAGUCACAACACAGGCAGUGCGGAAAGCGGAAGCACCCUGAGCAGAUCCAUAGUGACACUGUUGUAGUGUUUAAUCUGGAAAGCGCCCCGGAGGAAGAGAGAGGGCUGCCCCCCUCUCCAGCCAGUGGUUUCUCUGAGUAUAGGCGCUGUGUGCUUUUACAGUUGUGCCUCUACAACCUGUUAGAAGUAAACCCCAACCACAGUCGAGCAUGUAGGGUGAGCUUUUAUAAAAGGAGAGGAGGGCCCCCAAACCCUCCUCCCCACCUAAAAAAAGCCCUUGCCUGCAAAGUGGUGAAUCUGCCCAGAGGGUACCCCCCCACACACACACCCUGCAACCCAUCAAGACAGAUGUGGUCAAAAAUGCGGCAAUGGUUCCAUCUGGUGGCAAGUAAUGACAUGUCACCAUCCCCUAAAAACUCUGUGAUGGGCUUGUAAGUGGUUGCCCAGUUAAUUGAUGCAUUUACAGUACAGCCAUAUCCCCUGAUGGACCAGGACACCAUUUGAAGCUAAGCAGGUCUUGGUCCAGUCAAUAUCUGGAUGGGUGGCUGCCUCAUAGACUGACCUGAUCCCUCCCUCGUGGGCACUGUCUUUAGUUCCGCCAGAGAAGAAAGGUGGGAAGAAAUAAAAUAAAAUGUCUUCAUCAUCAGGAUCUGCUUCACCUUGCAUAUCUGUCUCUCCCUUCUUGGCCUGCACCUGCCACAUCCAGCCCCUGCACUGUCUGCUCCAUGCCUCUGGCCGGGUGGGCUCUUGCCUGUGGAAGCCUAUGGCACAAUAAAUCUCUCUUUAAGGUGUCAGAGGACUCCGUUGAUUUAACCUACUUAGACACAUUUCCCGUCUGGUCUAUUCUAUCCACAAAUAUAUUGCUUUGCCUUGAAGAAGAAGGAAGCAGCAGUUAAAAUGUGAAACUGGGAUCUAGGAGGAACCGUUAAGUCCUGGUGUUUAACCUUUGCAAUUUUAACAUUUAACAUUUGCAAACACUCAACUUCAUUUGUAGACUCAGCCCCUGCAGCUCUCCCUCACGAACGGCCAGCCUGCAGGCAGCACAGCUCUUGUUCACGUUGGGGCGGAAUGGGAGAGAGAGGAACAACUGGAGGUAACGGUGUCUCGUCUCCCGCCGUCCAACUCAUUCAGACAAGCUGAUACGGAGGUAGAUCCUAAAAAUGUUCUGAGUUGUUGACUGCAGUAAUCUAGCUCAGUAUUGUCUACUCUUGAGUGGUAGCAGCUCACCCGGUCCCUGGAAGAGAGAGGCCUUCCAGCAGUGUUCCCUCCAACAGGGAUUCUCAGAUGUUGCAGGCUACAACUCCCAGAAUCCCAGCUGCAAUGGCUUUUGCUUGGGGAAUAUGGGAGUUGUAGUCUAUCAAUGGCUACUAGUCUGUGGCUGUGGGCCACCUCCAGCCUCAGAGGCACGAUGCCUCUCAAUACCAGUUGCAGGGGAGCAACAGCAGGAGAGAGGGCAUGCACAUAUCUCUUGCCUGUGGGCUUCUCAGAGGCAUCUGGUGGGCCACUUUGGGAAACAGGAUGCUGGACUAGAUGGGCCUUGUGCCUGAUCCAGUAGGUCUGUUCUUAUGCUCUUAACACCUGGGAAUCCCUGUUAGCAGAGGGAACACUGCCUUGCUAAUCUCUGUUAGAGGGAACACUGCCUUGCUUUGUUAACCUGGGACAUUCUCCUGCCAAGAAUUCAGGGCCUUUAACUGGAUAUGUGGCCAGGAACCAAACCUGUGAACUUGUGCAUGCAAAGCAGUGGAGAACUGUGGCUUCUCCUGCAGGAGCAUAGAAUUUACAUCUAUGUGUAUUAUUAUUAUUAUUACAUUUUAUAUCCCGCUCUUCCUCCAAGGAGCCCAGAGGGGUGUACUACAUACUUAAGUUUCUCCUCACAACAACCCCGGGAAGUAGGUUAGGCUGAGAGAGAACUGACUGGCCCAGAGCCACCCAGCAAGUAUCAUGGCUGAAUGGGGAUUAGAACUCGGGUCUCCCUGGUUCCAGUCCAGCACUCUAACCACUACACCAUGCUAGCUCUAUCCAAGAUAGUGCACAUAUAGCAACAAACUAUAUAUUCCUUUACUGCUAGAACCCCACCUUCUGCAAACAAGCUAUUCUCCGUUUAUAGCCCUCCAUGGUAUUCCUGGAUUUAGCCUGCUUCCCCAAGAGCCUCUCCCCUUGCUGCCUGACCUGCCGCUUUCCAGAAAUGUUCAAAUUCUGAAUACAUGUGCGCCAAAUGAAGGGUUCAAAAUAAAGCAAUGCAAUUUGCUUAA